AUAUUAAACAAGGAAAAGGACAAAAUGGUCAUUAUUUGAAUUGUUUCAAACUUGACAGCUUCAUCUCCGUCCCCCCAAACUAAAAACUUAGUUUCCUCUCUCUCACUCUCUAACAAAAACUCUGUUUUCUUCCCAUAAACUUAACAAACAUCCAAAAUCAACUCUUCAAAUUUGGUAAUAUAAGCUAGUUGCCUAAAAUACCCUUCAAGAAAGAGAGCAAGAAAUAACAUUUCUUCUCUCUUUCUUCUCUUCUAGCUAGUUUAAUUCAAGAACAAGAAAGAUUUUCAAGAAUUCAAGAACUGAAAAUGUCAGGUUACGUAGGAAUUCUUGUAUCAGAUCCAUGGCUUCAAAACCAGUUUACUCAAGUCGAGCUUCGAAGCUUAAAAACUCAAUUCACGAGCAUGAGAAGAGAGAGUGGGAAGCUGACACUGAGAGACUUAGCUUCAAGAAUGUCAAGAUUGAAAGUUGUCGGAGAAAAUCUCACUGAAGAAGAACGAGCUUCUUAUAUUCAAGAUUUGUACACAAAUCUUGACGAUGAAGUCGAUUUCGAGUUCUUUUUAAAGGUGUAUUUGAAAUUACAUGCACAUGCAAGUGAAAGAACAGGAAAUAGUGUUGCAAAGAAUUCAUCAGCAUUUCUUAAAGCUGCAACUACUACAUUACUUCACACCAUCAGUGAAUCUGAAAAAUCAUCUUAUGUUGCUCAUAUCAAUAAUUAUCUUGGAGAAGAUGAUUUCUUGAACAAAAACUUUCCGAUCGAUCCGUCAACUAACGAUCUAUUCGAGAUUACUAAGGAUGGGGUCCUCCUUUGUAAGCUUAUAAAUGUGGCAGUUCCUGGUACAAUUGAUGAAAGGGCAAUUAAUACAAAGACAGUUCUUAAUCCAUGGGAAAGAAAUGAAAAUCAUACAUUAUGUCUUAAUUCUGCUAAGGCUAUUGGAUGUACUGUUGUCAAUAUUGGGACUCAGGAUUUCAUUGAAGGAAGGCGCCAUCUUGUGCUUGGAUUGAUUUCUCAAAUCAUUAAGAUACAACUCUUGGCAGACCUUAACCUGAAGAAAACACCUCAGUUGGUAGAGUUGGUUGAUGACAGCAAGGAUGUGGAAGAGCUGAUGAGUCUACCACCAGAGAAAAUCUUAUUAAGAUGGAUGAAUUUCCAAUUGAAAAAAAGUGGAUACAAGAAAAUUGUUACCAACUUCUCUUCAGAUGUUAAGGAUGCAGAGGCUUAUGCUCAUCUUCUAAAUAUUCUUGCACCCGAGUGUAGUAAUCCAUCAACCUUAAAUGUGAGAGACCAUCUACAAAGAGCAAAGUUAGUUCUCGAACAUGCAGAUAGAAUGGGUUGCAAAAGAUACUUAACUGCAAAAGACAUAGUUGAAGGUUCUCCAAAUCUCAACCUUGCCUUUGUUGCCCAUAUUUUCCAGCACAGAAAUGGACUGUCAACUCAAACUAAACAAAUAUCUUUCCUUGAGACACUACCUGAUGACUCACAGAUUUCUAGAGAAGAACGAGCAUUUCGAUUGUGGAUGAAUAGUCUCGGGAAUUCAACUUAUAUCGACAAUGUCUUCGAAGAUCUCAGGAACGGGUGGAUUCUUUUAGAGACCCUCGACAAAGUGUCGCCGGGGAUUGUUAAUUGGAAGAUUGCGAAUAAGCCUCCGAUCAAACUGCCAUUCAGAAAAGUAGAAAACUGUAACCAAGUUGUAAAAAUAGGGAAACAGUUAAAGUUUUCCCUGGUUAACAUUGCUGGAAACGACAUCGUGCAAGGAAAUAAAAAAUUGAUAUUAGCUUAUCUAUGGCAGUUGAUGAGAUAUAACAUUCUUCAGCUUCUAAGGAACUUAAGAUUCCAUUCUCAUGGAAAGGAGAUCAAUGAUACUGAUAUUUUACAAUGGGCCAAUACUAAAGUUCGCAACGGAGGCAGCCAGAGUCGAAUGAAUAGCUUUAAGGAUAAAAGCUUGUCAGAUGGUAUUUUCUUUCUAGAGCUUUUAAGUGCUGUUCAGGCUAGAGCAGUAAAUUGGAGUCUUGUUACAAAAGGAGUAACUGAUGAGGAGAAAAAGAUGAAUGCAACCUACAUCAUAAGUAUAGCAAGAAAGAUGGGAUGCUCAAUAUUUUUGCUUCCUGAAGACAUAACUGAGGUGAAUCAAAAGAUGAUUUUAACAUUGACUGCAAGCAUAAUGUAUUGGUUGAUGAAACAACCAGUUGAAGAAAAAGCAUCAUCUACAACUUCAGACAGUGAGACCAUUUCUUCAAAUUCAACAGCUGAUGAUUCUGCCUCUGAGUCAUCUCUAGAUGAGAAUGGCCAUCUAUAAAUAAUUGCAUAAAACUUAUACAUAAUUUAUUAUUUUAUUUAAUUGGAAUUGGCCCCUUUUUAUUCUUUGUUUCUUUGUUAUGUAAACUUGAUUGAAAUGUAUCUGUAAUGUAAUGUAUGAGAGAUUUAAGGGGACUGGAGUGCAGUUUUUAAAGCAAAUUUUGGUAAGCAAAUGCAAUGUGAAUGUGGAUAGUUUUUUU
Mercurialis annua (annual mercury) is the source of this 2493-nucleotide messenger RNA. RefSeq names its product fimbrin-2. Gene Ontology annotation, molecular function: actin filament binding. The record is from RefSeq and is a predicted model, not a curated record. The coding region runs from base 306 to 2294 and encodes 662 amino acids. Gene Ontology annotation, cellular component: actin filament bundle; actin filament; cytoplasm. NCBI's taxonomy places the organism in Eukaryota, Viridiplantae, Streptophyta, Magnoliopsida, Malpighiales, Euphorbiaceae. Gene Ontology annotation, biological process: actin filament bundle assembly; actin filament network formation. The transcript has 14 exons.